AUGGGCUACGCUAAUAAUGCUACGUUUAGCGUAGAAGAUGUAUUACAUGGCCCAUCUUCGUUGGAAAAUGUGUGGUCAAUUGGCCCAGAUGGCCUCUCAGGUCACUUUUUAUAUGAAUUAAGAACUAUUAUUGCUUAUCCACUAUGGCUUCUGUUUAGAAGGUCGCUUGAUGAAGGCGUUUUUCCUUCCAUGUUCAAAUUCAGUUCUGUAACCCCUAUUCCUAAAUCUGGUAGCCCCUCCGUUGUUUCCAAUUAUCGACCUAUUUCCAUCCAAUCGCAUAUUUCAAAAAUGUUUGAACACAUAGUCUUAAACUCCAUUCAACCAACCGUUAAUUCUAUUCUAGCCGAAGAACAGCAUGGCUUUCACCCAAGACGGUCUACUACCACAUGCAAUCUUGUUUUCAAUAACUAUGUCUUUGACUCUUUUCAACAACGAACUCAAGUAGAUGUAAUCUACAUUGAUUUUCAAAAAUCUUUCGAUUCAGUUAACCAUAAUGUACUUAUUCAUAUUCUCAAAGAAUCAGGUUUUGGCGAACCUCUUCUGUCUUGGCUAAGGUCCUUUGUUAGUAACAGGUAUCAAUGGGUUAAAGUCUUUGAUGUUAAGUCUAAUUUGUUCUUAGCUUCAUCGGGUGUCCCUCAAGGGAGUCUCUGUCGCUAA
Messenger RNA from Macrosiphum euphorbiae (potato aphid), 657 nucleotides. NCBI's taxonomy places the organism in Eukaryota, Metazoa, Arthropoda, Insecta, Hemiptera, Aphididae. The record is from the annotation of a GenBank genome assembly.